Ctenopharyngodon idella (grass carp) is the source of this 1634-nucleotide messenger RNA. RefSeq lists its product as uncharacterized. NCBI's taxonomy places the organism in Eukaryota, Metazoa, Chordata, Actinopteri, Cypriniformes, Xenocyprididae. The transcript has 8 exons. The record is from RefSeq and is a predicted model, not a curated record. The coding region runs from base 2 to 1537 and encodes 511 amino acids. Gene Ontology annotation, cellular component: axon; plasma membrane; type III intermediate filament.
CAUGUCUUUGUCUAUAUCCUUGGCCUCUUCCAGGAUGUCUGGGGGAUACGGAGGUUUUGGUGCAAGUAGUGGAGCAAGAUUGGGUCUGGGGAUAGGGGGUGGUGCUGGUUUAGGUGGAGGUCUUGGCCUGGGAGGAGGACUGGGCUUUGGAGCCGGUGGAGGUCUUGGCCUGGGAGGAGGACUGGGCUUUGGAGCUGGUGGAGGUCUUGGCCUUGGUGGUGGUGCUGGAGCUGGUGCAGGAUUGGCACUGGGGGGUGGUGGUGGUGCACUGGUUGCCAGUCCUGCAUUCGCUAUGGGUCGCGCCAUUGCUGCAGGUGGACUCGGUGCAAGUGCCGCGCUCGCCUCCGGUCAAGCAUCAGGCUCUGCCAUGGCCCCAAUACUUUCCAGAGCAGCUGAGAAGCACACACUCUCUGGGCUGAAUGACCGCUUUUCCACAUACAUGGCCAAAGUACGGGCGCUACAGCAGGAGAACGCAGCUCUGGAGGCAAAGCUGUCCCAACUGACUGGGGGGACGGAUGUGUCCCAAGAGUCAUCUGUGACUGCCACGGUGGAGUAUGAGGCCCAGCUGAGCGAAUAUCGCAGCACAUUGGAAACUCUCACCAUCGACACUGUCAAACUGGAGAUCGAGCUGGACAAUGUCCGUGGAACUGCCCAUGAGCUGAAGGCUAAGCUUGACUUUGAACAAGGAGUGAAGUUUCAACUUGAGUCUGAUAUUGCUGCAAUGAAAAAGGACAUUGAAUUGGCCUCUGACUUAAGAAUUGAUUUGGAUGCCAAAUUCUCCAGCCUGAAAAAUGAACUGGACUUUGUCAGCAAAACACAAGAGGAGGAAUUGUCAUCUUUGCAAUCUAAACUGGGCACAACAACAAUGGAUACUUCAGUCUCAAUGAUUGAAGUAGACACCGGGAAGUCCUUCGACAUCUCUGUAGCACUCAACAAGAUGCGAAUGGAAUAUGAGAAAUCUGUACAGCAACACAGAGAGGAAGCUGAGGCUUACUACAAACUCAAGAUGGAUGAGAUGCAGACGACCAAUGCCAAAAAUACAGAAGCUGUGUCAUCAGCUAAAGUUGAGAUCACAGCAGCCAGGAAAGAGCUGCAGUCACUGAAUUUAGAGCUGCAAGGGCUUGCGGCUGCGAACAUGAGUCUGGAGCAGAGUUUAGCAGAAGCCCAGGCCCAGUCUAGUGUGGGCGUUGCUGAGUAUCAGGCACAGAUUGCUAGCCUCACAUCGGCCAUAGAGGUGGCUAAAGCAGACCUUCACAAACAGAUUCUGGCCUACCAAGAGCUGCUGGACAUCAAACUAGCCCUGGAUGUUGAGAUCUCCACCUACAGAAAACUCCUGGAAGGAGACGACUUCAAGGUGCCUGAGUUUACAGAGUCAUCCUACACUUUUUCAGGGAGGGCUUUGCCCCACACCAGCACCCCCCAGGACUCCCCCCAUAACCCUGCCCCAAAGGACAUACAAACUAGAUACAUCCUGACAGGCAAGUUUUAUUCUAACAUGCAAAGGCAGUGUAGGACAGAAACUGCUUCAGGUUUAUGAACAUUGACAAAUACUUCAGCUAAUUAUUAGUGCUCAUCCCUUGUCCUUUUCUGUCUCUCUGUUUAUUACUGUCUUUAUUCCAUUGUCCCUGUUUCUC